GCCCAGCAGAUUGGGCUGCAGCUCUGCUGGACCAUGACCAGGAAGACGAGCUGCUCCAGCAGACGUCUCCCACCGCAGGGCGAGAGUGUCCACACAGCAGAGCAGAGCAGAGCACAGCAAGGAAGAGAGGAGAUGCUGACUCAGCUGGUUCUGGGAUGGACUGCCUUGCUCAGCGGCCUCCACCCGGCUGCUCCCUCCAUCACCACCAGAUUUCCACCGAGCAGUCGGUCGGCUCGGAGAUGUGACGUCUUCAUCCCUCCUCCUCUUCCGCCCCCGAUGUUUCCUCCAAUUAAACGGAAAGCAGAGCUGAUGGUUGAUAUAACAGAACACAUCACAGGACCUAAAGGAGAAAAGGGCUGCAGAGGACCCAGAGGACCCAAGGGUCGACCCGGUGUGAUGGGUCCAGAGGGAGAACCAGGACCGCAAGGAUCCAUGGGACAGCCAGGUCAAAAGGGAGAGAAGGGCAACAGAGGCUGGAGGGGUCUGUACGGAGACAUAGGAACUCCUGGGAUGAUAAAGGGCAGUAAGGGGCGUAAAGGAUUCAUGGGUGAUAAAGGUGUGAAAGGAAACAGAGGAGCCAGUGGAGAGAUGGGUGAGCGUGGCGUCCCUGGAGAGCCAGGAGAGAAGGGCCACCCAGGUCUGUGGGGCGAUCCAGGCCAGAGGGGUGAGCAGGGACCCAGAGGAGAUCCAGGAAGCAGAGGAAGCAUGGGGUUGAAGGGAUCUCGUGGACCCCCAGGGAAGCUGGGUCGUCCCGGUCCAGCGGGACUGCCCGGUCUGACUGGAGACCCUGGACUACCUGGACAAGUGUACGUCUUACCAGGCCCGCAGGGAGACACGGGAAGCCGAGGUCCUUCAGCCGAAUGCCACUGUUCACAGGUUCAAACCCCAGAGCGACUGUUGGACAGAGUCCAGGCGGUGUUUAUUGCAGAUGGAGAGAGACAGAUGAGGAGGCUGCGGGGGGAGAACGUGAUGGUGCUGCGGACGGACAGACAGGCUCUGUACAUCUACUCUGAUUCCCAGUGGAUCAACGUCCUGGAUGACCGCAGACACUGAACACACUCCAUCCAACACACACUAGCAUCACCACCACUGAAGUGCCCUCGAGCAAGACACUCCAUCUGACCUGAUCCAGUCGCUCAGUGGCCAAACAGCUCAGAUUGUGAGCAGCUUCCAGGUGUGACUGUGUGUAACUGUGUUCCUGAAAACAUGCUUUAUUCUACUUUAUUGUAAUAACAUAUUUCAGCAUUUCUGCUAAUAUGAUUUAUAAAUGCAUGUGCACUGUUUGGGCAUUUUAUUACAUUUAAACACUCCUUACCCACAGUGUUCCUCUUUGUUUUUAUUUUUCCUCAUGUGAAUAGUUUUAUAUCAUGAAUGUAGAAAAAACGUAUUUAUUUUAGGUGUAUGCUGCUGCAGUGAUCCAGCUCCUACAAAGAGAUCAAUAAAAAUCAGAUUACUG
Molecule: messenger RNA, 1456 nt
Organism: Seriola aureovittata
Lineage: Eukaryota; Metazoa; Chordata; Actinopteri; Carangiformes; Carangidae
Product: acetylcholinesterase collagenic tail peptide-like
Exons: 15
Coding region: 34-1053 (339 amino acids)
Source: RefSeq, a predicted model, not a curated record